Molecule: messenger RNA, 2731 nt
Organism: Suillus discolor
Lineage: Eukaryota; Fungi; Basidiomycota; Agaricomycetes; Boletales; Suillaceae
Product: Sec23/Sec24 trunk domain-containing protein
Exons: 17
Coding region: 57-2486 (809 amino acids)
Biological process (GO): endoplasmic reticulum to Golgi vesicle-mediated transport; COPII-coated vesicle cargo loading; intracellular protein transport
Cellular component (GO): COPII vesicle coat; endoplasmic reticulum exit site
Molecular function (GO): SNARE binding; zinc ion binding
Source: RefSeq, a predicted model, not a curated record
CCAAACAACAGUUUCCAACAGCAACUACUAUUACACUUGUCAGUGUGGUAAUCUACAUGCAUGCAAACAGACACAUACCACAACCGCCGCACAGUGCUGGGGAACCUUACAAAGGAACGCCAGCUGCCUCUUCACUUUGGUUGCGACCUCGGAUCGACCCAAGUCAGAUGCCAUCUCCGAUAGACAUGAUAGAAUCGGACAAGGAGAAAUGGGAAGGAAAUUCAUUCAUGACGUUACCUGGGAACAAUCCACCACUAUCAACAUCCGACUUCACAGCGUUUGACCAAGGAAACUCAAGCCCGAAACACGUGAGAUGUUUCCAGCCAUUUGCAGAUCUUGAUCCUCGCGAAGAGCCUAUCCCAGUCGUGGACUGCGGUGAUUCAGGUCCCCCUCGGUGCAAGGAGUGCAGAGGGUACAUUAACCCAUGGUGUGCAUGGACUGCCGGCGGAUGGAAAUGGAAGUGUAAUCUUUGCGGUCACGAAACUCAAGUGUUGCCGGAUUAUUUUUGCAAUUUGGACGCAAAUCUUAUGCGAAUAGAUCUUCCAAAUCGCCCUGAAUUGAACAAGGGGACUGUUGACUUCGUGGUCUCAGGAAAAGAAUAUUGGGCGCCUCCACCUCUGCCGAAGAUGAAUUCAUCCCUAAAUCCCCUGAACUGUUUUUUUGCGUUUGACGUCUCGCUGGAAGCCAUACGAUCGGGCUUUCUUAAGGCUACUUGUGAUGUUCUGCGAGAUAUGCUCUACGGCAGUACCUCCCUUGACGGAACUUUGCCAGAGCCGUCCUUCCCAAAAGAUUCUCAGCUUGCGAUUCUGACAUAUGACACCUCUCUACACUUCUAUGAUCUGUCUCCAGCCUCGUCAUUGGCAAGCAUGAUUGUGGUUUCCGACUUAGAGGAAGUAUUUGUUCCUUUGCGUGAGGGCUUGUUUGUAGAUCCCUGGAAAUCCAGAACCGCCAUCGAAGGUCUACUUAAGGCAUUACCAGAACGUUAUCUAGAUACCGUCAUUGAUAAUGCAGCGCUUGGGGGAGCGCUGCUUGCUGGGCUAGCUUCGCUCGCAGGCCGAGGGGGCCACAUCAUUGCUUUCCAGAGUGUCUUACCUGUAAUUGGACCCGGUGCUCUUGAACCACUACAUGAUCAGGCGUCAUUAUAUGGCACGGAAAAAGAGCGAACUAUGUUCCUCCCUCGUCAUCAGACAUGGAGAGACAUUGCUGAGGAGUGCUCAGAGGAGGGUAUUGGCGUCAGUAUGUUCCUUGGGAUGAGCAAACCUAUCGAUAUUGGAUCUAUCGGCAUUGUAUCCUCUACCACUGGCGGCGAACUGUUUUUCCAUCCUAGGUUUAAUCCUGCACGAGAUCAACACGUUUUGACUUCCCAACUACGGCGUUUACUAACUCGCACGACAGUAUACAAUUGCUUAUUGCGCGUGCGAUGUUCCAAUGGCCUGCGAAUAUCAAAUUAUUAUGGAAAUUUCCAUGAACGUUCCGUAUCGGACUUGGACAUUGGAAUUCUUGACUCCGACAAAGCUAUAUCCGUGCAUAUCGAGCACUCACGGAAGUUGGAUGCUCGAGAGUAUGCAUUCUUGCAGUGCGCUGUGCUCCAUACGACACCAGAUGGUCAACGCCGUGUCCGAACAUGUAACCUUGCCCUGGAAGUGGCAGACUUGGCCGCCAACGUUUUUAGGUAUGCUGAUAUGGAUGCCGUAGUGUGUCAUCUGGCAAGGGAAUCGAUGUCAAAACUGACUUCACGACGAAUGGCUCACAUUCGAGAAGAGCUGACUGAUAGAUGUUCGUCGUUAUUACUCGGCUAUCGGCGGAAUUGUGCGGCUGCUACCGCUGUCUCUCAGCUAAUUAUACCUGAAGCAUUUCGAGCUCUGCCUGUAUACACCCUAGCGAUCAUGAAGUGCAAACCCCUCAAAGGUCGUAAUGUGUCUGCGGACGUGCGCAACUAUCAUGCUCAGAGGAUCCUAUCUAUGAGCGUGCGCGCAACAAUGCAGCAUCUCUAUCCCCGCCUUCUUGCGCUUCACGACUUGGCAGACGACACAGCGCUUCCAGACCCCACAACAGGUCAGAUGUCUUUUCCGUCACUGAUGCGGGACAGCCACACCUACAUGGAAGCACACGGCGUCUAUCUAAUAGAUAACGAAGAUCUCAUGAUAUUUUGGGUCGGCUCCAGUGUGUCCCCGCAAUUACUUCUUGACCUAUUUGGUGUCGACGACCUCCUAACUCUGGAUCCGAAUAUCAUCCAGCUCCCAGUUCUUCACACUCGAUUGUCUGCUCAGGUUAGGAAUAUACUCACGCAUCGCCACGCUCAGCGAGGUCGCACUCCGAAAAUGCUUCUCGUUCGCCAAAAUAUGGAUGGGACGGAAAUUGAGUUUAGUGACAUGCUUGUCGAAGACCAGAAUAAUGCUGCCAUGUCAUAUUUGGACUGUGAGUUUCAUCUCACAAACGGCGAGCAGUUAUCUGGAGGACCAAGCCUGCGAGGAUCUCCAUGGUAACACCACGCCGUAUCACUAGCACUCUCACAAACACUUGGCAUCAUCUUACAUUCCCGCGAUUUUAUAUAGUUAAAUUAACUGUUUUUUCUAUGCUUCGCUUCGAUUCUCCUAUCAGCCUAUGUAUGCUUAAAUGUUCUUGAAGUAGCGUUUCAGCAUGUGACAGGAGAGCUCCCAUGAUUCCCAUGUGGUGCUGCUACUACACACAGCGUAAUUCGUCGGUCAGUCCAGCCGCUUGUGCAUAUGGG